AUGUACCCUGACCCAAGUGGUCGAGAGAAAGUGGCAAACAAUCUUGCCCACUCCUCACUUGCAGUUCCACCCUCUUUCAACAUAUGCCCACAUCAGGAGCACAUAGUGAGUCACCGGCCGCCCACGAAGCUCUUGCUCUUCGCCCACAAGCCGUCCAAGGUUGGAGGCGAGAUGCCCCUUUGCAAGGCUUCUGAUGUUUGGACUUCGCUGCCACUGAAAGUGAGAGAGCAGCUUUCCAAGAGGGGAGUGAGAUUCCUCAUGGUACGCACGAACGCCAACUCCUCGGCAAGCAAUAUCUCUGCAUCCCGAACGUGGCAAGAGCACUGGCAGACGCAAGAUGUGUCUACGGCCAGAAGGCUGGCCGCAGAGCAAUUUCCGGGCAUGGUCACCGUGGAUGAGCAUCAAACCAUUUACGUGAGGAGUCCACGCCUUGAAGCGUACAAGGAGUCAGAAGGCAUUACAUACUAUAGGACACAGCUGCAAAACAUGUACUCUCUCAAUUGGUUCUGGGGAGAUUCAGAUGAACGCAUCAACAAUGAGAUCUUGGAAGAGAUCAUGGGCGCUGUUUGGUCUCCUUGUGUGGUGUUCACAUGGCAGGCCGGUGUUGUCGAACAUGAAUCAGCAGCCACCACCCUGCGUUGCCCCUGCGCUCCAAUCCUG
Messenger RNA from Durusdinium trenchii, 660 nucleotides. The record is from the annotation of a GenBank genome assembly. NCBI's taxonomy places the organism in Eukaryota, Dinophyceae, Suessiales, Symbiodiniaceae.